GGAAACUAAAGAGACUUGCGCGGUAGAACAGCGUGUCAUUGAUCGAUCCCUUGCUUUUUAAGUGUUAUUUUGUUUUACACAGAGGGUUGAUGGUCUGCUGGCACACGGCGAAUGUGAAAUUGUCUCUAGUGAUGGCAUUUGUGUUUCGAAUUGCUCUCAAACAGUUGUUAGUCGAGUGGCAAAGCCCGGAAAUCAGUUGAUUGGGCGAUUAUGAUCACGUGAUUUUACAUUGAUUCAGUGAAAUCAUGUCGAGUGUCGGCUCAAUCGUGUUAUUGGUAACAGUGUUGGUGCUGAUCUGUCCUAUCUACGCGACCGGACACGACCAGUUGUUGGUUAGAGAGGAAAAUGUUUCGAGCAGUUUGAAUGUCUAUCACGACCAACAAGAGUCUCUGUUAACGAGAAGGAUUAGACAAUCCAGUGGGCUCCCUACGUCGAAUCAUACAUUGACUUGUCACCAGUGCAGGAGUUUUGAAGAUGGAGACCAGUGUAUCCAUCUACCGACUAAUUCUAGCAUCUUUAACGAGCCCUGUGGCUCCCACCAAACAGCCUGCAUGGUCAAGAGGUUUUCUUACACCGAGAAUGCCACAUCUCCAUUGGCACUUUGGUACAUUGAACGUAAUUGUUCCAGCAAAUGCGAGCCUGGCUGUCUGAUACUUGGGGAAAGAACCAAGCUCUACGCCUGCAUCUCCUGCUGCAACGAGAACUCGUGCAAUACAGGAAAUGGCGCCAACUACCAACGAUUCUCACUCGAUCUGGCGGUCGUGCAAAUUAUUUUUUUUAUCUUUCUAAAUUUGAUUAAACUCGCACAUUAACAAACAAAUUAACACAAAAAA
Molecule: messenger RNA, 833 nt
Organism: Daphnia carinata
Lineage: Eukaryota; Metazoa; Arthropoda; Branchiopoda; Diplostraca; Daphniidae
Exons: 3
Coding region: 246-812 (188 amino acids)
Source: RefSeq, a predicted model, not a curated record